CACUUCGAACGGCCUCGCUCGACACACAACCGCUUCGCCCGCCGCCGCCAUCGAUCGGGGGCCGUUCCGUGUCGAUCGCGGCCGGCGCGAUCCCAUGAUGGAGGCGAUCGAGGAGCUCUCGGAGCUCGCCAACGCCACGCGGCAGGCCACCGCGGUGCUCGCCGACGACGACCCGUCCGACCCAAGCGCGCAGCGGCGCGGGGGGUCCUCGUUCCUCACCGUCGUCGCGCUCGGCAACACCGGGGCGGGGAAAUCGGCGGUGCUCAAUGGCUUGAUCGGCCAUCCCGUUCUCCCUACUGGGGAGAAUGGCGCGACGAGGGCCCCAAUAUGCGUAGAUCUUCAGCGGGACGCAUCGCUCAGCACCAAAUCCAUCAUGCUGCAAAUUGACAGCAAGUCGCAGCAGGUUUCUGCGAGUUCCCUCAGACACUCGUUGCAGGACCGGUUGAGCAAGGCUGGUAGUUCUGGGAAGGGGCGAUCAGAUGAGAUAAAUAUGAAAUUAUGCACGAGCAAUGCUCCUCAAUUAAAACUAAUCGAUUUACCGGGGAUUGAUCAUCGGAGCAUGGAUGAGUCAACGGUUGGGAAUUAUGCACGCAAUGAUGCGAUUUUGCUAGUUAUUGUUCCAGCUCUACAAGCACCUGAUGUAGCAUCUUCUCGAGCUCUAAGGAUUGCCAGAGAAUUAGAUUCAGAAGGUAGUAGAACUAUUGGUGUCUUAAGCAAAGUUGAUCAAGUAGCUGGAGACCAGAAAGCUCUUGGUGCUGUUCAGGCCCUACUUGUAAACCAAGGCCCAAGAACUGCAGCUGACAUCCAGUGGAUAGCUACGAUAGGGAAUUCUGUUCCUGUUGCCUCUGUUCAACCUGGAGUAGGUUCUGAAACUUCACCAGAAACUUCUUGGCAAGCUGAAGUUGAAAGCCUUAUAUCUAUACUUGUUGGAUCUCCGCAAAGUAAACUUGGUAGGGAGGCUUUAGUUGAUUCACUUGCUAAGCAGAUAAGAGAACGGAUAAAAGUUAGACUCCCAAAUAUCCUGAAUGGUCUUCAAGGCAAGUCCCAAAUAAUCCAGGAGGAAUUAGCAAAGCUUGGAGAACAGAUGGUCCAAAGUUCAGAAGGAACUCGGGUCAUUGCUUUAGGACUUUGCCGGGAGUUUGAGGACAAAUUUCUUCAACAUAUUACUGGUGUUGAGGGUGCAGGUUGGAAAGUUGUCGCAAGCUUUGAGGGAAAGUUCCCAACCAGGAUCAGACAACUCCCUCUGGACAAGCAUUUUGAUAUGAAAAAUGUGAAAAGGAUUGUUCUUGAGGCUGAUGGUUACCAACCAUACCUGAUAUCGCCUGAAAAAGGCUUAAGAUAUCUUAUAAGAGGACUUCUAGAAUUAGCCAAGGAGCCAUCAAUUCUCCUUGUGGAUGAGGUUCACCGUGUAUUGCUAGAUAUAGUAUCAGCCACGGCAAAUGCCACCCCGGGACUUGGCAGAUACCCUCCAUUCAAGCGUGAGGUAAUUGCAAUUGCAUCUACUGCUUUAGACAGUUUUAAAGAUGAGGCUAAAAAGAUGGUAAUUGCACUAGUGGACAUGGAACGAGCAUUUGUGCCUCCCCAGCAUUUUAUCCGCUUAUUACAAAGAAGAAUGGAAAGGCAACGUCAAGAAGAUGAGCUGAAAAAUCGCUCCACAAAGAAGUCUUCAGAUGCAGACCCUAGCAAAGCCACAAGUCCGCAAGCCCAAACAAAAGAAGGAUCAAAUUUACAAGUCGUAGGACCUGCAGGAGAAAUUACUGCUGGUUUCCUUUUAAAAAAACGUGCAAAAGCAAAUGAUUGGAGUAAGCGCUGGUUUGUUCUAAAUGAGAAAAGUGGAAAGCUUGGAUACACCAAGAAACAAGAGGAGAGGCAUUUUCGCGGCGUCAUCAAUUUGGAGGAGUGUAAUCUCGAGGAAAUUUUAGAUGAGGAAGAUUCUCUGCGAAGCUCUAAAGAUUCUAAAAGGGCAAAUGUGCCAGAUUUUGGAACCCCGGGUCUCGUUUUCAAGAUUACUCACAAGGUUGCUUAUAAAAAUGUUUUAAAAGCUCACAAGGCUAUUAUACUGAAGGCUGAAAGUAUGACUGACAAAACUGAAUGGGUCACUAAGAUUAAGAGCAUUACUGAGCAAAAAGGAACUUCUGCAAAGAGUGGUUUACCAAUGAGGCAAAGCCAUUCAGAUGGUUCUCUAUUGUCCACUUCUAAAAAGGAUGGUUCUCUAGACACGAUGCUCAGGAAACCAGUGGAUCCUGAGGAAGAGCUUAAAUGGAUAUCCCAAGAAGUCCGUGGAUAUGUGGAAGCUGUUCUCAGUAGUCUUGCGGCAAAUGUCCCCAAGGCUGUGGUUCUUUGCCAAGUUGAGAAGGCAAAGGAAGACAUGCUCAAUCAGCUAUAUACUUCGAUAAGCAUGAGGAGCAUAGAUAGGAUUGAAGAGCUAAUCCAGGAGGACCAUAAUGUGAAGAACAGGCGUGAAAAGUUCAAAAUGCAAUCAUCAAUUCUUUCCAAGGUUACUCGUCUGCUCCGUAUCCAUGAUAAUCGCUCAGCCACCGCUACUUGGUCGAAUGAUUCUUCUGGAUCAGAUAGUAGCCCUAGCCCUAGGAGCAGUGGCCAGUCUGGAGACGAAUGGAGAUCUGCAUUUGAGCCAGCACAAGAUUCUGAUUCUUCUCCUGGAUCAACCUCAGGUGGCCGCCGCGUUCCAAGCCGAAUGCCGCCGCCGCCGCCACAGGGUGGUUGAUCAAUCUGUAGUCACUCUGGUCCUGGGGCUUCUGUUUUAUCAUCUGCAGGGAGUACAUUCCAUUCCAUUGCUCCAGAUGCUCGUGACCAAUGGCUGAUUUGGAUUUCAAGGACUAGAAAACAGUGAAACGGAGUCAACUGGUGAAGCGUCCAUAGGGCUGUGAAUAACAGAUUGUUGAAGAUAGAAUGUCCGUAGGGAUUUCUCUUGCUGUUCUGCUUGGAAUAUAGCGGGGUUAGGCACGCUAUCACAGUACGAUUUUAUCCCUUUUCAUAUGGAACUCCUGUAAAAUGUUGUCUUUUCCUGAUUA
This is a messenger RNA of Oryza brachyantha (malo sina), 3032 nucleotides long. RefSeq names its product dynamin-2A-like. Gene Ontology annotation, molecular function: GTPase activity; GTP binding; microtubule binding. The transcript is spliced from 22 exons. Lineage: Eukaryota; Viridiplantae; Streptophyta; Magnoliopsida; Poales; Poaceae. The coding region runs from base 95 to 2725 and encodes 876 amino acids. Gene Ontology annotation, cellular component: membrane; microtubule; cytoplasm. The record is from RefSeq and is a predicted model, not a curated record.